AUGGAUGCAAGCUGCACGGUGGAUGCAAGGCGAAGCGAUGGGGCAACACCCCUGUUGCUGGCGGCGCAGCAGGGGCACGCAGAGGUCGUUGAAGUGCUGCUCCAAUGCCGAGCAGAGACCGGCAGCGCGAAUCGUCGAGGGGAAACGGCGCUUCUUCUCGCUGCACAGCGUGGGCACAAGGAUGCUGUGAGAGCCUUGCUUGGUGCUGGUGCCGACGACUUGCCACGGCAGGAUGGUGCCACCGCUGUUUCCCUGGCUACCCAGCGCGAUCACCUCCAUGUAGUGCUCCUCCUGCUUGACGCCAGUACGGACAAGGACAAGGCUCUUCGAGACUUCCAGGCUCUCAGUCGGAAUGACUGGUUGGCCGCGCCCGCGCUCCACUUUGGUCGUUGGCACUUCAACGGCUUCGAGAUCAUUGCGAAGCUCUGCGUGGGUGUCUGCCGGAGCAUCGUGCCACUUUGA
Molecule: messenger RNA, 462 nt
Organism: Symbiodinium sp. CCMP2592
Lineage: Eukaryota; Dinophyceae; Suessiales; Symbiodiniaceae
Source: the annotation of a GenBank genome assembly